This is a messenger RNA of Rotaria sp. Silwood2, 510 nucleotides long. The record is from the annotation of a GenBank genome assembly. Lineage: Eukaryota; Metazoa; Rotifera; Eurotatoria; Philodinida; Philodinidae.
AUGAAAGAAAACUAUACAAAAAUAACCAAAAUCGAACGUAUUCAAAACGAACGAUGGUAUAUGCAAUAUUUAGCACACAAGGAAGAUUUUGAAAGACGUCUUAACAUGAAUACGGAAAAAAUUUUAUAUCAUGGUUGUCCUGAACAAGCUGCUCAUUCAAUCAUCCAAGACUGCUUUAAUAGAAGUUUUGCUGGAGUAAAUGGUAAGUUUAAUCUUGGAUCUUUUGUAGAUUUUUGGAUCGUUUGUAUCUUUUUACGUGUAGGAAAUGUUUAUGGCUUUGGUGUUUAUUUUUCAUCGGAUGCAGCUUAUAGUCAUGGAUUUACUACACCAAACGCAAAAAAAAGACGAUGCAUGUUUAUAGCACGAGUUUUAGUAGGAAAAACCACCAAAGGGAAUAGUUCAAUGAAAACUAGACCGCUAGGUUUUGAUUCAACAACUGAUGGAGAUCAUAUUUUCGUUACAUAUCACGAUGCUCAAGCAUUUGCUGAAUAUUUGAUUACAUACAAAUAA